AUCCGGCAGCGCGCGAAUACCUCGUUGAUGGCUGACAUCGAGUUCGUUUUCGCUCACUGAAGUUUGAACCCAAGCUCCCGAAAUCACUGAAUCUCCAAAAAGCUAGUGUAAUUCAAUGAAUAGCUUACGUCGAACUUGUAGCUGGCUUCUGUUGCCUGUGGUUGCCAAUAUCAAUAUAAGCACCAAAGCUUCUGUAUCUUCUAAGAUUCAAUGGAGGGCGUAUUUCAGUUUCGGUUCAUCUCCAAUGAGAUUCACAAUCAGAGAAAGCAAAAUUUCUUCCCCAUCUUUCUCCACACCUACUCAGCAUCGAUUCUCUUCAUCGUCUUCAGCGAAAUCAGGGAUUGGAUUUGUUGGGUGGUACCUGAGGAAAGUUGACACUCACCCGUUCAUCACUAAAAGUAUCACUGCUUCGUUGAUUUAUGCGGCUGCUGACCUAACCUCUCAGACGAUUACAUUGUCAUCUUCUGGCUCGUUUGACUUAAUAAGGACAACACGGAUGGCUGCUUACGGAUUGUUGAUAUUGGGGCCAUCACAGCAUUUGUGGUUUAAUUUUAUGUCUACAAUCUCUCCAUCACGAGAUUUGUUUUCAACUUUCAGGAAGAUUUUCCUGGGCCAGGCUGUGUAUGGACCUAUUAUAACCUCUGUUUUCUUCUCCUAUAAUGCAUCUUUGCAAGGUGAAAGUGGCAGCGAGAUUGCUGCUAGAUUAAAGCGCGAUUUGCUUCCAACAUUGUUAAAUGGAGUUUUGUUUUGGCCAGUCUGCGAUUUUCUCACAUACAAAUUUAUCCCCGUUCAUCUACAGCCAUUGGCAAACAGUUCGUUUGCAUAUAUUUGGACCAUUUAUCUGACAUACAUGGCAAGCUUAAAAGCAGUUGAUAUCAAUUGAAGCAGUAGAAGAUUUGAAGACGCUGCCCUUCUGUUUUCAGGAAACAGUUCUUUUAUUCAUCUUCUUAGGCAAAAAAACCCCUGUGAAGCAGUAGGCUUCUCUAGAACAGUGCUUGGUAAGUCCAACUCUUUUACUUGGCUGGAUUUUCUUUAAACAUGAAUAUGAUUCAAAUGUUUCAUUUAUGUGUUAUGCCAAAAGAUGUGUCUAAAUGACUCAAUCUGAUUUUGUAGCUGAAAAUGUGACGGCUCUUUUUGCACCAGCAAUUACUCUUGGCAAUUGAUCUACAUGUUACUUUAAAUAUGACUGCUCCUUUUAUGUUACUUGUGAAUGGCUCCUUAUAAUUCACAUGCAACACUUUAAUUUGGGUAUGCUGCAAGAGAGGCCCUUCAAUUCAAGGACUUCUCUUAACUCGCGUGACGGCCUAGCCUGCAGUGCAUUUGCUGUUUCUUUGGUUAUGUAAUUUUAAUGGCGAUAUGUCAGACUCAUACAGAACCAGCAAUGAAUUUAUAUGUUCUUGGUA
This is a messenger RNA of Cucumis melo (muskmelon), 1403 nucleotides long. RefSeq lists its product as uncharacterized. The transcript is spliced from 4 exons. Lineage: Eukaryota; Viridiplantae; Streptophyta; Magnoliopsida; Cucurbitales; Cucurbitaceae. Bases 116 to 883 code for a protein of 255 amino acids. The record is from RefSeq and is a predicted model, not a curated record. Gene Ontology annotation, cellular component: membrane; cytoplasm.